CUGUCCGCCGCGGGGCCACCGUGCCGGAGAGCGGGCAUCGCUGCGGGACCGAGCGGAGCACGGCAGUGGCUGGACGUGUGUGCCCGCGGGUCAUGGACGGGCGGGCGGUGCUGAUCCAAGCGCUGCUGGCGGCAGUGUGCUCGGCGGCGGCGGGCGGGCUGCGCCGGGACGAGCUGCACAACGAGGUGCUGCACAAGGGCGGCGGCGGCGGGGUGCCGGUCCCGGCCACGGCGCCGCUGCUCGGCGGCAGCCCGGAGAAGGAGGGCGGUGGAGCGGCCUCGGGGGACGACUUCAGCGAGCUGCCGAGAGUUGCCUUCCUGUCAAAGCCUCAAGGCCUCGUUACUCCCAAGAAAAAAGGGAACGGCAAUAAAAGAAGAAAAGGCAAAGGCCUGGGGAAGAAGAGAGACCCGUGCCUGCGGAAGUACAAGGAUUUCUGUAUUCACGGCGAGUGCAAGUACAUCCGAGAGCUGGGAGCUCCCUCUUGCAUAUGCCAGCCAGGCUAUCAUGGAGAGCGCUGCCACGGCCUCUUGUUGCCGGUGGAGCACCCGCCCAGCGCGUACGACCACACCACAGCCCUGGCCGUCGUUGCUGUUGUCCUGUCCUCCCUGUGUCUCGUCAUCAUCGCAGCCCUGCUGAUGCUCAGGUGUCACAAGAGGGGUGGCUACGAUGUAGAAAACGAAGAGAAAAUCAAGCUGGGCAUCACUGUGAAUCACUGAGGAUGCCGGGUGCUGGCGAGGGGUCGGCACGAAUGCACUUCUACCUCCUGGAAGAGGCGAGACCGCGGCGCCUGCGGCACGGGGCUGCGGCACACUGGGGGCUCGCUGGAGCACCAGGACGGCACCGGCGGGGCUGCUCGGGCAGCGGCGGCGCUGUGGCAGCUCCGUGGCCACCUCCGGCACGGAGCGGGCUCGGCAGCGCUGCUCGGGGGCACAGGGGCUCUCCGGCGGCUCUCCGUCCGUUGCAGUAUGUGCCGAGCAACAAGCUGUGAAAGGGAGGAGACCGAGCUCGGGGCUUCCUUCGCCGCAGAAAGGGGGGGAGGGUAACAGCUAUUUAACAAGAUAUUUUUCAUUUUAAAUUAUAUAUUUAUUUUAGAUAAACUGUACAUAGUAUUUAUAUUUAUUGUAGGUCUGGCCCUGCAUCCUUCAUGUACGUCAAGAUGACAGGGUCAGACCUCUCUUAUUUUUUAAGUGCAAUGUAAUAUUCUAAUAAAUAACACUUUGUAACAAACACUUGGGUCAUUAAUUGAAUCAUGGAGGUGGAAAGGAGUCAGAAUUCUGAAGGCUGCAUUCAGCACCAGUUCCAUGCUGGUGGGGUACUGCCAACAGCAGCAGAGAUCCUGAGUGUGUGGUCAGGGCUGCUGACCAGCUUGUGCCAUCCUUGAGGAGCAGUGUGGUGUAAGGGGCUGGAGGCAGGAUCCAUCUCAGCUUGGCUCCGUGUGGAUUAUUUUGGAGAUUUUCUUCAUUUUUGCCAGCUGGUGCUUUGGGAAGAGUGUGAUGUUUGUGUGUCUGCUCACCAAGUAAAGCCGCCUCCAGUAUGAAUAAAGCCCUGCUGGCCACUGAUCCAUUCAAAUGGGAAUAGUCCCCGGUUUUAAGGCAGCAUUUGUCAUUCAGACACUGGCACAGGUUGCCUGGAGAUGCUGUGGCUGCCCCAUACCUGUUGGUGUUCAAGGCCAGGCUGAAUGUGGCUUUGAGCAACCUGGUCAACUGGAAGAUGGACUGGAUUAUCCUAAAGGUGCCUUCUGACCAAAUAAUAUUAUGAUGGUUCUAUGAUUUAGGAAAAAA
Messenger RNA from Vidua macroura (Pin-tailed whydah), 1781 nucleotides. RefSeq names its product heparin binding EGF like growth factor (gene HBEGF). NCBI's taxonomy places the organism in Eukaryota, Metazoa, Chordata, Aves, Passeriformes, Viduidae. The transcript is spliced from 6 exons. Gene Ontology annotation, biological process: positive regulation of mitotic nuclear division; epidermal growth factor receptor signaling pathway; positive regulation of cell population proliferation. The record is from RefSeq and is a predicted model, not a curated record. Bases 93 to 716 code for a protein of 207 amino acids. Gene Ontology annotation, molecular function: heparin binding.